AUGAAUCCACUGAUUGCAAAGAUUGUCCACCUCAUUCAAGUACUUCUUCCUUAUGUGAAGUAUUGGUGGAAGCUUCCGGUCGUGCUCGCUAUGGUUUACCAAUUGAAUCAACGAGAUUUUAUGUUUAGAAACAAUUUAUUCGACAGCUACUCUCUGGAAAAAAUGGGACCGAAGUAUGACUGUCAGGACCCCUUGAUAGGUAAAAAUGUAGUAUACACAUGGAUGAAUUACUGACCCAGCUUGAAACAAGAAAGAUACACCCAUGAAAAAUGCGGGAGUUUCGUCUGCCUUAAAUGGUUACUGUAGUGUAUGAAGAUGCUUAUGUCGCAAGGUGCAGUUGAAUAGUGCCUUUCUUCUUGCCCAGGAGACAAGAGGGAAGAACUCUAGCGGGGAAAUGAAUGACAGACCCGUGGAAACUCGUUAACCCUUACGGGUACCGGACAGGUUGUAUGAGUUUCUGAAAUCUUAAUUACUCUGGGGGAUCUAGCUGUAGGGAAACAUCCCAUCCAGGAUUGGUGAACACACCCCAAGUCGUCUAAAGCAAUAGAAAGCGGAGAUGAACGCCGGACGUUAUUGGGUACUUCACUUCUGAGACGCAACCUUAAUUCUGUUUCCUAAGUCAGUAGGGUCACAGUUCUGAACGUUCUGCAGCACUUCCGUUCUAUGUAGACCUAUCAUUACAAACCUAUGUUAAAUUACUAAAUCAUCUUAGGGGGAUUCAGAAAAGAGUUCACAUUUCCUUUGAAAACUAUUGCAGGUCAUAUAUCCCUGGGCUGUGUCACCAAAAAGCCUUUUCUAUAUUUGCACCAAAAGGAUGGACUCGACAUUGAAGAGUGUGUGAACCACUGUAAAGAUAAAAGAUACGCUUAUGCAGGCUUUGAUCACUAUCGAAAGUGUUUUUGUGGUGAUAAAAUCUUGAAAUAUGUGGAAUGUAAGAAGGGCAAGUCUGGAUGUGGUAAAUCUUCUCAGAUUGAAAUCUUCAGAACAAGUAAGAUAAAAUUAUUUGUCAUUUGAGUUGUAGAGGAAAGGGUGGGUCGAAAGACCUUUAAGGGAAUCACAUUGGUGACAACACUCGCUUCACAUUGUUGUGGGUCGGGUUCGCCAUUCACGCACGACAACGUGACAAAUUAUGGAUGGCUAAGUUCCUUUCGUCUCCUUGCCGUGUAAUGUUUUAGUAAGAAUGAUACAAAUAGAACUUAGCAGUGAGACAUCUUCAGAGUGAAAGCCUACGUCAAUCUCUUUGUUUCUUUUUGUCUGUUAUCUAGCAGUGUCUUAUUUACCGUAGUGCCAUUCAAAUACAUUUAUAUUUUCUCGCUGAAAGUUAUGGAGAUUUCCUUGGAAAAUUUCUCUCUAAUUUGCGUAUAGUUGUUUGAAGAUGAUACUGAUAGAAGACUUAAGUGAACGGUUUUCUUAAAAAUAAAUAAACCGGGCUUCAAAAUGUGGCGAGACAAAGAUAUACACUAGCAAGAAUGUAUACCUUACUUAAGUUCAAACGAAUAACUGUUACCGACCUUUCCUCCUAGUGUUCUGUACAGAGGAAAUGAAAUCAGUAAGGACCCAUGACGGAACCUGUAAUGACCUGAAUCAUCCGGCUUCGGGAAGCAGGUAUUACCGGUUUGGUAGAAACAUAAAUCGCACGAAGACGUUUGAGGACAAACACCUAUUUGAACCGUCCCCAAGAGAGUUGAGCAAAAGGUAGGUCAAUGGAGUAAUUAAUUCAGCCUAUACUAAGGGUGUAGUUCUUGCGAUUUUAGAACAAUUUUUCACUGAGUACUCAUCCUGGGUACCGCACAGGAGGAAUUUGCUUGACUAGGCUGGAGGCCAGGUACCCUUCCAACUGCAAAAUUAGCAACACUCACGUCUUAUUCUCCAACUUUUUCUCUCUCUUUAAGAGGUUUGCUAAUUAAACUUUUUAGAUGAAGAUGGUCUCCUACCAAUCGAUACGAAAACUGGCAUUGAUAUUGCUGGUGCGUUUGUAAUUAAAUUUUGCAACGUUACUUGAGGGAAAAUAGCAUUAUUUGUAUAGAGGCUUUUUUUGGCUAAAAUUGCAUUGACGUGGAUGGUAUGCGAUAUUAUUUUCUUUAAGUUUACACUGAUUUUAAAGAUCGCUCUGAACUUGUUUCACCGGGAUGGAUAUAGAUUAAUAACUUGACAAAUAAACAUUUUCUUUUUCCGUGGCAAUCAUGAUUACAUUAAGCUUUUGCUUUGACGACACUUGAUCGAAAUAAUCUCUCCCUUUGUGUAUCUCCGGAGGAUAAGAUGACAACCCUCUGUAAGGGUGACAAGAAGGAGUCUUAGUAUGGUCGUUUACUUACCAAAGAUUUGUUGAUUUGCUAACUGUUUCAAAGCAUUUUAUUCUUAUUGUAAAUUCAGGUUGAUGGCCAGAGACAAAUUUAUUCCCGCCACGACGUUGAACCUGUUGACCGUAGGCUUUUUACAGAUGAUGCUCCACGACUGGUUUGACCACGGACCGGUAGAUACAUCACGCAGAAUAAAGAUCAAACUCGACAAAGACGAUCCCGAUUAUCAGAAAUUCAAAGGAGAAAUGAAAAUUCCACGAACUAAAGAGGACAACUGCAAGCAAUACUCGGUAACAUAAACCAGUUGAUCAUUUUCGUAAGAUUAAGAAUCCCAUUGAGGGUAAGUAUUAUGACGAAGAAAUGACUAUUCAGAGUAGUAAUUAAGUGACAGAAUUCUCGUUUACUCCUCAUUUAAAACAUUUUUAAUCAUCUUUGAACUAGGCGUGGAGCAGACAUUGAGGACAUUGCAAAGAGAUCAAGGUCGAUGUGAAAAGCUUCCCCGAAAUGGCGGCGAAUUCCUUUACAUAUGUGGUCGUAUGGUAACGUUUCUCAGUCAUUUUGCAUGUGACAUAGGGUUUUCUACUCUUUUUUUUUGACAGAAUAAAGAUGGUCCUGCAACCUUUCAGAAUGAUGUAACACACUGGUGGGACGGAUCGCAGUUGUAUGGCAGCGAUGAACAGACAAGUGAAAAACUACGCAGCUUCAAAGAUGGAAAAAUGAAUGUUUCAGAUGAGGAUGGCCUCCUGCCAAUCGAUAAGAAAACUGGCAUUGAUAUUACUGGUGCGUUUGUUAAUUAAAUUUUAAAUGUUGUUUGGAGGAAAAUAGCAUUUUUUGUGCCAAAGCCUUUUUUUGGGGCGAAAAGUGCGUUUUCGAGGAUGGUAUGUGAUGUAAUUUGCUUUCAAUUUACAUUGAUUUUAAUGAUCGCACUGAACUUGUUUUGCCAUGAUGGUAGGGAUUAAUAACUUGAUAGAUAAAUGAUCCUCUCAGGAAAAGCGGCAUGAAAAUAAUAAGGCUUCAACGCGGUACAAGCCUGUGUUUCUCAAAUUUUUGUUGGGCGCUUCUGACACACGCAAUUGCUUAAUUGUAGCACAGCUGCGAGGAGUAUUUGACUUGAAUUUGACUCACAGUUCAUUUAGGAUUUACAACUGUUGGCGAUUUCAUUUUAGCAUAAUAGCUUAUUCAGAGCAAGAAUUGGAGCAUAAUUUUCCUGCCUUUUUGUUGGGGACUUCAAAUAGCAUGUUACCCGUGCGGUCCACGGUCGGUAUUUUAACUAAAAGAUGUUAAUCCUCUUGCUUGUGAUCAUUAGUUAGCUUAUCCCAGAGUAUUCACCUAUACGACUUGUAAUUUCUUAGGUUUUAAUCAAAAUUGGUGGAUCGGUCUCUCUCUUCUGCACAACAUAUUUACCCGGGAGCACAAUUCUAUCUGUGACAUGUUGAAAUCGCAUUAUCCUCAUUGGGACGACCAGACAUUGUACAACACUGCCAGGUAGUACCACGAUUAACUUAGCAAGCGACUUUUAGAGUAGGCGUGUUUGCUGACAUAAGUAUUAGGCGUAAUUGCCAAACAACAAUGGAUGUAAGAAAAUCAAACAUUUUGGCUGGGACUCUCAUUAAUGUGAGCCUGCGUUUUAAAUAUAAAAAGAUUACAGAAUGGAUAAACUUCUUCCAUCGCCCUCGGCUCAACUUGGUUUGUUAUUUGCAAUCCGUGUAAUUUCUUUCAUUCCUGAACCCUUUUCGCUGCUUUUUCAUUUCAGUUUUGACAAAUUGGUAUCCCUACCUAACUUCUUUUAGAGAAAGAAUAAUCCUGAGUUUCUGAAAAAAUACUUGGAGCAACACAUAGUUCUUACUUUUUUGUUAAAAAUUUUUUCGUGCUCUUUGGCUGAGAUCACAUGUUAAAUAAUCCCCAUGUAGAAAGAUGAAAUUAAGACUAAAAGGGUUGCAUUGGGUGCAGUAAAUCGAAUUACACUGAUCGGCAGGGAAGUUGCGCAAGCACAACAAAACAAAAUAGUGGACAGACUAGAAGAAAACAAUAUCAUUUUAUUAAGAAUUCGAAGAAGUAUGCAGAGAACAAAAGCUCCCGACAAAACACCGAUAACUAGCUCAGUGUGGAAUUCAUGGGCCUCUCAAGGGGUUAUGACUAGAAAACAGUAGUGAAAAGAAGGAACUGGAAGCAUAACACAAAAUUCCCGAGGAGCUUUUCGCAACAGUUCGAAAAAAAGACCCGGAAGAUUACAAGCCAUGCAGCCUCCGUGCAGUUGUUACUGCCAUUAAGCAAUGCCAAGGGAAGAAAGAGUAAAGAAUUGAAAAGCUCGGAGGACAAAAACAGAGGCAAAGUUUUGCAUGCAUUUUUUUAACAAGCAAUCGCAGGAUUUAUCUCAUGCAAUUAGGUAGACAUCAGCUCUCGCAAAUUUUCCAAACACCGCAGAUUGCGCUAACCUUACACCUUAGAGCAGUUUUUUUAAACCUUUUAGAAAUUUACUCGUGCAAAUUAAUUUCAAAAUUUUAUUAGAAAUCAUUUAAUUACCUUAGCAAAUGUGGUGGACGACAUAUUAACGCCUAUUAGUUUCAAAUGAAAGCUUUCCAUGUUCUUUAUAUAUUUCUUCCUUUUAAUUUCUCCCACUGGUUGAUCAACGCUGCCGGGCUUCAGAAAAUUCACACGGUGGAAUGGACCCCAGCUGUCUUAAACAGCUCUGCUCUCCGCAACGGAGUAUAUUUGAAUUUUGACAUGCCACUCGAAAAGGAAAUUUAUGAUUGGAUGGCUGAUCGCAAUAUCAGUGUAUCAGCGAGCGCUGAUAUACUGAAGCCUCUCGUGGGACAGCCAAGUGAGUACCAUGGGGUUCCUUUCUCCUUGACAGAGGAAUUUUCAGCAGUGUAUCGAAUGCACCCAUUUCUGCCUGAUGAUCUAUAUCUUCGAAAUGCCUCAAGUGGUAAGAGGACAGGAAAAUCGUACUCACUUCCAGAAUUUUCUUUUGCUGGGGCCAGGACCAUCGCAAAAGAGAACAGCAUGGACGACAUUGUGUUUACAUUCGGUGUGGAGCAUCCAGGCGCACUUCGUCUUCAUAACUACCCUAUACACCUCAGGAACCUAACGUUACCCAAUCAUCAGCAAGAUGGAGAGGUACAAAAAAUCUAAGGGGAAAGUUUUUCGGUAAAUAAUGGGAAGAAAAAGAAAAAGCCUGGGGUGGGAGUAUGAAGGAUGGGACAAGAGUUGAAUCAAUAACUUUAUGUAUGAAGUAGAAGAACCAAAUCAGGCUAAUUGUGCUAUCAUGAUAGACUGGAGUCAACAGCAAAUGUUAAGUGAAGAACAUAAAAUUCAAAUAAGUUUUUUGUGUGCGUGCGUGUGUGUUGGUUGUUGCUACUGCUGCUGUUUGUUGUUGUUAUUUUCUUUUAUUUUGCAUUUAGUUAUUAGAAUUAUCAUGCCAAAUCGUGUGUUUUAGGUCUUGCGAAAACGUCAAGUUGAUUUUCAACACUAUCGAUAUCUCAGUUGCGUUAUUGUAUCACCAAUGCAUGGCAAAUAAAGUCAGAGGCAGAAUAUAUAAAUUCGUGAAGACGUAACCAGCCUUAUUUACCUCUCCUUUUUUCUUGUAAGCUGCUUAUUACGAUCAAAAUAAUGUUUGAUUUUUACUGUAAAGCCACUAUUGCAUGAAGGAAGGACGAUGAGCCUCAGUGACAGUGAGGAUCGUGUCCCCAAAAUUUUCCCCCGAAUCUUAGUUAGUGAGCGCGGCCUGAUUUUAGUACAAUUUUCAUUUACAUUCGUCAUCUUUUAUCAUUUAAUAGACAAUUGACCUCGCAACAAUUGACAUAUUGCGUGACCGCGAGAGAGGAAUCCCACGGUACAAUGAAUUCAGAAGACUGAUAAAUCUCCCUCCCGCUGAAACAUUUGAAAAGCUUACAAGAAAUAAAAAGCACCAGGUGCUACUCAAGGAGCUGUACGACGGCGAUAUCGAGAAAGUAGACCUGUUGAUAGGUUGUCUUGCAGAGGACCCUUUACCAGUUGGGUGGGGUUUUGGUGAUACACCUUUCAGAAUAUUUGUUACUAUGGCCACUCGGAGAGUGGAGGCAGACAGGUCAGUGACAGUUAACUUCACAAAGAAACGUCCUUGCUUUGAUGUUUGUUCCAAACCUCAGUGAAUUAAUAAAUAAAGAUUGUCGCAAUUAAGAACACGAUACCAUUUCAUUCAUGUGUAUGUACUAUCCUGUUCGCGAACGAGCCAGACGUUCUGUCAGUAGAUUGGCCCCUUUGCGCAAUUUUAAUCGUGCGUCGAAAGUGACUCAGGAUUGCUUUGCUUUCACUGCGCAUUUGCAUCAGCCCAUCAAAUAGAAAAAUAAAACAAAUUGCGACUUGUUCACUUUUUUAAGCACGCUUCAUGCAGUUUUCUUAUCCUUGCAGUUAUGAAGUGUCACUGGUUCAUUAUUAAAUUUUUCAUUGUUCAUUUUGACCAUUGGAUAACCUUAGUUUUAGUUUUGCGACACUCAGUGGUAGCACAGAGUGAAAAAUGAGGCAGACUUGGGAGACAUUUGAAAAACGAGCAAGUCUACUAGCAAGUGGCGAGUUUGUAUUAAAAUGUGUUCACGAUCUCUCAUCUGUCUCCACCAAGAUCUUAACAAAAGAAAUCUGUUCCUACCUUUUAAUAAUUAUUAUUGAAAUAUGCUAUCUACUUUGUCACUUUUUCUCCCUGUAAAGCGAAAAGACACGGUGUCCAUAAUGGUAUGUUGCGAUAUAGGAUAGUGACAAUGGUAUUUAUUUUCCAGGUUUAUGACGGACAAUUUCAACAACGAGACUUACUCGCCCGAAGGCUUGAAGUGGAUUAAAGACACAAACAUGAGGAAAGUACUUGUACGCGCAUUUCCUGAGAUGGAAUGGCUGAAUGCAACCAUGGCUAAAACCAAGAACGCCUUUUGGCCUUGGCCUGCGGUACCUGUCGAUUCGUUAAAAAAGCGAGAAGUUUGAAUGCAACUCAACAAAACAGCUCGGGCUAUGUAGAGGGUAGAUGAAAAGUUUCUUGUGAGAUUUAAGGAACAAUAAAGAAGCCA
Pocillopora meandrina is the source of this 7333-nucleotide messenger RNA. The record is from the annotation of a GenBank genome assembly. Lineage: Eukaryota; Metazoa; Cnidaria; Anthozoa; Scleractinia; Pocilloporidae.